AUGACGUCAUCGGUAAUUGUUGGUGAGAAUGAAGAGGAUCCAUUCACAAAACCACUUGGUAGAUUGUCUGUGUUCUACUAUGGAGUUGGACAUAUGCUUAAUGACAUUACUGCUUCUUGUUGGUUCACUUAUCUCCUCUUGUUUUUAACCCAAAUUGGUCUCUCUCCAAGGGAUGCUGCAAUUGUCAUGCUCUCUGGUCAAGUUGCUGAUGGUUUUGCUACUGUCUUCAUUGGUGAAUUGAUUGAUAGAUUUGGGCAUUUCAAAAUUUGGCAUGCUGCAGGAUCUAUAUUAGUAGCUAUCUCGUUUUCCUCGGUUUUUGGCGGUUGUUUGCCAUGUUCAAUCCUCAAUAGUAGCUCUUUAACGGUCGAAACAAUAUCGUACAGUAUGUUUGCAGCUAUCUUCAAUAUAGGAUGGGCUGCUACUCAGGUUUCCCACAUGGCUAUGGUCAAUUGUAUUACAUUGAAUUCAACAAGCAGAGUAGCACUAACAAGCUCCCGUAACGCGUUUAGCAUGGUUGCUAAUUUAGGCUUAUACGCGAUUGCUUUAGUUGUAUUUGGUGUUAGCAAAGCUGAGACAAAAGAAAAUACCGAAAUCCAGUAUCGUUGGAUUGCUUAUUCAUGCAUCACCGUUGGCUGCUGCUUUGUGGUUGUAUUUCUUAUGGGGACUAAGGAACCACGGACGCGGAUAAAUUUAAGAGAAACUAGCAGAGCAAGAACACCGUGGACUUAUUGGUUCCGUAAAAUUCUAUAUUAUCAAGUCGCUAUGGUUUAUCUCCUCACCAGACUAGUAUUGAAUGUUUCACAGGCAUAUCUUGCAUUCUUUGUUAUUGAUGAUUUGCAAAUGGCUCAAUCCGCUAAAGCUCUGAUUCCUGCAAUAAUCUACAUCUGCAGCUUCAUUGUAUCGGUUAUGCUUCAGGAGAUUCCAUGGAAUGGAAAACGCCUCAAGGCGUAUUAUUGUGCUGGUGGUAUUAUUUGGAUAUUUUGUGGUGUAUCAAUCCUCUUAUUGCCUCGAAGCAUUAACUCUUUCAUGUAUGCGAUCUCUAUAUUUAUCGGCAUCGCGAAUGCAUUAAUUCUGGUGACGGCAAUCAGUAUGCAGAGUGUGUUGAUUGGUUCGGAACUCGGUGGAUGUGCAUUCGUAUGUGGGUCAUUAAGCUUCUUAGACAAAAUGUCAUGUGGGCUUGCUUUAUAUGUUCUUCAGUCACACCAAAGCGCUUCACCAAAAAUCGAUGUAAACAUCAAACAAAAUUUUUACUUUUCGGUGACAAGAUAUGGGUUAGGACUUGUUCCAGCUGUUUGCUCACUUGUUGGAGUCGUUGUAACGUAUAUUAUGGAACUCGAUAGCACCAUUCUAAAGCCUCUGUGUCAACCGCUACUACUAGAAUGA
Arabis nemorensis is the source of this 1383-nucleotide messenger RNA. NCBI's taxonomy places the organism in Eukaryota, Viridiplantae, Streptophyta, Magnoliopsida, Brassicales, Brassicaceae. The record is from the annotation of a GenBank genome assembly.